Molecule: messenger RNA, 1391 nt
Organism: Hyaena hyaena (striped hyena)
Lineage: Eukaryota; Metazoa; Chordata; Mammalia; Carnivora; Hyaenidae
Gene: ACR
Product: acrosin
Exons: 5
Coding region: 18-1298 (426 amino acids)
Biological process (GO): proteolysis; acrosome reaction
Cellular component (GO): acrosomal vesicle
Molecular function (GO): serine-type endopeptidase activity
Source: RefSeq, a predicted model, not a curated record
CAGGCUGGGGCAGGAGGAUGGUGGAGAUGCUGCCAACUGCCAUUCUGUUGGUCUUGGCAGUGUCUGUGGUUGCCAGAGAUAACGCCACGUGUGAUGGCCCCUGUGGGUUACGGUUCAGGCAGAACCCACAGGGGAGCAUCCGUAUCGUUGGAGGGCAGGACGUGGCACUCGGGGCCUGGCCCUGGAUGGUCAGCCUCCAGGUCUUCACUCCGCACAACAACCGGAGGUAUCACGCGUGCGGAGGCACCCUGCUGAACUCCCACUGGUUGCUUACAGCUGCUCACUGCUUCGGCUCCAAAAAAAAAGUAUAUGACUGGAGACUGAUUUUUGGAGCAAAGGAAAUUGUGUAUGGGAACAAUAAACCAGUGAAGCCGCCUCAACAGGAGAGAUAUGUCGAGAAAAUCGUCAUCCAUGAGAAAUACGUCCCCAGUUUAGAGUACAAUGACAUUGCUCUCUUGAAGAUCACCCCUCCUGUUCCCUGUGGGCAGUUCAUCGGACCCGGCUGCCUGCCCCAGUUUAGGGCAGGCCCACCCAGAGUCCCCGAGGUCUGCUGGGUGGCUGGCUGGGGAUUCUUAAAAGAGAAUGCCUACAGGACGUCACCUACGCUGCAGGAGGCGCGUGUGAACCUCAUCGAUCUCGACUUAUGUAACUCCACCCAGUGGUACAACGGGCGCAUCCGGUCCACCAACGUGUGCGCAGGGUACCCUGAAGGCAAGAUUGACACAUGCCAGGGGGACAGCGGCGGGCCUCUCAUGUGCAGAGACAACGUGGCAAAUACCUAUGUGGUCGUGGGAAUCACAAGCUGGGGGGUAGGCUGUGCCCGAGCUAAGCGCCCCGGAGUCUACACGGCCACCUGGCCCUAUCUGAGCUGGAUUGCUUCCAAGAUCGGUUCUAAUGCCUUGCACAUGGCUCAGGUGCCCACCCCUCCCCAUCCCACUACUCCAGCACCCCCAGCUAGACCCCCCUCUCCCCGCCCUCCUGGUCGCCCUCCUUGGUACUUCCAACGCCCUCCUCAACCACUUCCCCUCCGUCCCCCUGCAUCUCAACCUCCUCGACCUCAACCCAAACCCCCAGCCCCACCUGCACCCCCAUCUCUACCUCCAGCUCCACCCUCGCCCCCACCUCCACCCCCACUCCCUCCUGCACCCUCACCUAUCACUAAACCUGUUCAAGUACUUUCUUUUGCCAAGCGACUACAGCAACUCAUAGAGAUCUUGAAGGGGAAGACCUUUUCUAGCGCAAAGGGGUAUUAUGAGAUGGAGACCACAGACCUCCCUGAACUGACCGCCGUUUCCUGAUCUGACCCCAUUCCCAAGAGACCCAGUGAGCCCUUCACUCCUGAGAAAGAAAGAUGAAAUAAAUAACUAUAACUUUAUAACUAUAAAUAUAAC